Procambarus clarkii (red swamp crayfish) is the source of this 865-nucleotide messenger RNA. The record is from RefSeq and is a predicted model, not a curated record. Lineage: Eukaryota; Metazoa; Arthropoda; Malacostraca; Decapoda; Cambaridae.
UCCUCAGUAGCGUGAACCAGCUGACCACAUGUGUGCACUCCAGGCGUCAUUAGCGGCAGUGCAGCCUGCAUAAAUGAUAUCUACGUGACGCCUUAACACACACACAACGAGGGUCCAGUGGACCAGGUGCAUGCUAGCGAGCGUAGAGUGGCGCCCAACACUGCCACUCGUGUCACAAUAUGGGCGGGAAAAGACACGUGAACUCGAAAGGAACGCUUAAGGCAGUGAGUGCGUGAGUGCCAGAUGUUGGUUGUUCAUCAGAGUGCCGCCGCGCCGCCACUUGCUGCCGGCAAGAUGGUGCUAGCGGACGGCACUCCCCUGGUGGAGACGUGCGUCCUCCUGCCGGCGGAGUUUGCCCUGAAGGUGGAGACACAGCAGCAGCAGGCCAGAGUGGCGUCCCUUCUGCACCUGCUGCCCCACCUGGCCCCCAGGGUGCCGCCUCAUCUGGCCCCCAGAGUGCCGCCUCAUCCCCCCCUGCCUGGAGGACCCUUCGUGGACCACCUCACCCCAUCAUUUGGCCCUCUGUCGUCGCCUCUCACCUCUCUGGCACCAGCUUUAAACCCUCUGGGGGCGCUGCCGCUGGGCCGUCUACCGGUGCCACCUGGCGACGACUGCAUCCAGGUGUGUGCCACCCGCCGCCUGCCCGUCCACACCCGCUACCUGCCCUUCAGCGGCACCGUCAGGACGGACACCCUGCCGCUGGUGCCCUGCCUGCCGCCCAUAGACCCGAGGCAGCGGUAUGGUAGUUACGAGGAGGUGUGCGAGCGGUCCACGGGUCGGGUGAGGCUGUGCAACUGGGUGCGCUUCCUGGCCUACUCCCUCCACUUCACUCCUCAUGUCAACAUGGUCGCCUCCCGAGUCAGGG